GUUACAACAGCAAAACCUUAACUGAAGCCAGGCAAACACACUCAGUCUCAUCUCUCAGUGGCUUUGUGCAUCUAGGUCUGGCAAAACAACACUCUCCCCCCCUCCUCCUUCCUCUCUCUGCAAAAAGUGAGCAAACUAGCACAGAGAAACUUGAAGAACAGAUUUCAGCUGUGAGACAUUUCAACAGAUCAAGUAAUGGCCUGGAUGAGUAAUAUCUCCUGGUUUAAUCACCUUGCUCUACAUGAAGAACGUUUCAGAAGGUACUUAAACAGCACUGAGGAUUACUUAGCCUUCCUAUGUGGGCCCAGACGGAGCCAUCUGUUCUUGCCUAUGGCUUUGGUGUACACCCUGAUCUUCGUUGUUGGGGUGGUAGGGAACAUCUUAGUUUGCCUGGUAAUCCUCAAACACCGGAACAUGAAGACCCCGACCAAUUACUACCUCUUCAGUCUCGCCAUCUCAGAUCUGCUUGUGCUGCUUUUUGGAAUGCCACUGGAACUCUACGAGAUGUGGAGCAACUACCCCUUCUUGUUUGGGCCCAUCGGCUGCUAUUUGAAGACGGCACUUUUUGAGACAGUGUGUUUUGCCUCCAUUCUCAGUGUGACCACAGUUAGCGUGGAGAGAUACAUUGCCAUCCUCCAUCCUUUCCGUGCCAAGCUGGAAAGCACUCGCAAGCGUGCCCUGAGGACCAUCGUUGUGCUUUGGGUUCUCUCUGUCCUCUUCGCCCUCCCCAACACAGGCACCCAUGGCAUCAUGCUGCAGUAUUUCCCUAAUGGCACUCUGAUCCCUGGCUCUGCUACCUGCACUGUAGUCAUGCCUAUGUGGAUCUACAACUGUAUUGUCCAGAUUACUUCUUUUCUCUUCUAUGUGCUGCCUAUGGGGGUAAUAAGUGUGCUGUACUAUCUGAUGGGGUUAAGAUUGAAAGGAGACGAAUCUUUGGAAGUGGAGGAAAUGGCUGUGAAUGUUCAGAGACCAUCCAGGAAAUCAGUUACCAAGAUGUUGUUUGUCCUCGUGAUGGUUUUUGCUAUCUGCUGGGCUCCAUUCCACAUAGAUCGACUUUUCUUCAGCUUUGUUGUGGAAUGGACUGAGCCUCUGGCUAAUAUCUUCAACUUAAUUCAUGUGGUGUCAGGUGUUUUCUUCUAUCUGAGCUCUGCUGUGAAUCCCAUCAUUUACAAUCUGUUGUCCCAGCGCUUCAGGAUGGCUUUUCUCAGCGUGAUUUCUCCUUGCUGCAAGCACUGGGCUCCUAAACAUUCCACUAGCAAGACUUCUACGCAGCAGAACAUCUUUGUGGUUGAGGACCACAAUCUCAUGGAUUCUGCUGAAGACACAAGUCUUCCCGGCACACACAGGACAUCUGUCAGCAGUUCUCAGCUCUCUACUGGUCUGUGACUUUCCAUUUUGUGAUCCAGGUGAGAGAAGCUAAAGAAAAUUACUUUAAGAAAGAAAAAGAGAAGGGUCCCUCAAAAAGACUGAUUUCAGCAAGAAGAGCUCACAGAGGUGUCUUGUUGAAUGAAUGAACUAGGAGACUGUAAUUAGCAGGUCAUUAAGAAGCAUUGUAUUACCCUCAAGCUAAUAGGAGGGCUGGAAAUUUCAGUUUACUGUCUGCAAGCUAUGCCAGCAAAGAGCUGCUUUAGAAAAAUGAGGCACACUCCCAAUGUUACCAACACAGGAGGGAGACACAGCUUAUCCAAGCCUCACUGAAUGGCUUUUUGUGCACUAGCCUAAACAGUUUUUAUUUAUUUUGAAAUGGGGCAACUUGCUGCACAAACCUUGUCUACCCACUCCUAGCUUUAGGCAAGACAGUCUCACUUCUCUCUCUUACCACCUUCUGUGGCUGUUGCAAGAAUCUCUUGGCAACGACCAAGUAGGCAUGAACAAGAGCAGCUCUGAGCUGGGCUGAAAAACAUCAGGCAACAGCAUCAGCAAUAGCUAUUUCUGGGCUAGAAGAACCAGGGAGCCAAUAACUGUAAAAUAAAUGUAAAGGAAACUUCUGCUUUCUGAGCUAAGUGAAGGUUUGGGCUCAGGGGGUGUGAAUCAUUUUGUCAAAAAAAGUACUCUUUAGUGGGUUACUUUUCCAAGUCUGAAAGUCACUGCCAUAUCUCCUCAUACUGUGUCUGACAGCAUCUACACAGUGCUGAAAUGGCAAAUGCAUGCCCCAAAAUCAUCUACAUUACCUGGGAAACAGCCAUUAUUGGGGGCUGAGGAUGUUUCUGGUGUGGAUCCUUUGCCCAAAAAGCAGCUAGUGAGGGAUAUCUGCCCAGGGAAUGUGAAAAGUCUGCAGCCUUUUCAGGCUUCUCCUGUGCAUCCGAGAGUUUUUUUAUUGCCCAUCUGCCGAAACUGAGUCUGACCAUGUACAUAUGGACUGAGGUAGGUCCCAGCUAUCCCCCAUAUCCUGAAGUUUGCAAGAACUUCUUAUCAUCACUUGAACUUCAGAUACUUAUGUGUUGUCUCUAUCAGUGAAGCCCUACAGUCGUGCUUCAGCAGACUUUACUGCCGCCUGUACCAGGUGGAUUGCAGAAGUCAGAGGUCUACGUGGGGUUAGCAACCACCAAGAAAAGACCUGGACAGCAUUCACAAUACAUGGAAAUGGGACAAUCCUGCAGGCUCAGAGAAGCUGAUGUAAAGGCGAUUAAAAAAAGAGGUCGAUAUCGCAUCUACUGAAUUCAGGAUUUGCACAAAAAGCACAAUAUAAGAUCUGAGAAACUGUUCCACAUCCCAGUCAUGCAAACAGAUCCUGAAGGCAGUAGACUUAUAUCCAAGCUGAUGAGCUCCUGAGCUCUGCUGACUGCAGGGUUGGGAUCCUAUUGAGUUUCGUAAAGUGAGGCCACAGUGAAUCUGUUACAUAGCAAAGAAUUUUAUAAACCUCUGUCUCCCAAGUUUCAAAGCCUUUUUGUUGUGUUUCAGAGAAACACCUCUCUUGUGAACCAUGACACAGGGCUAGAGAUUUAGUCACCACACUGGGCUCAGGCUUGGCAAUCACUGCCAUAGGAAAUCAUCCAACGUGUGUCUUCAAGGGGCUGGGACUUACACAGUCAGAGUACACAGAGUUUUCAUAACGAAUAGGAACAUGAGUUCCUGAAAAAUUAUACUCUGUAUGUACAAAGCCUUACUGCAGCCUAGUCACUGGGGAUCCAGAUGACAUUUCCCACCACCGGAGGAAGCAGUUAAUACUACUGCUGCCUCAAUGGAUUCUUACCUUGUUUGCCCCAAAGUCUAUUUUGACUCUCGCUGCAGGACUCUUAAGUGAAGCGAGACCUGCCACGGUAGCUGGCAAGUCAACUUUUCCUGCAGCACAGAAGGAAUUUUAGCCUGUGUUUUCUAUCAAACCCAUUUUACCAGCUGCAAUCUUGAGAAACAAGACAUAGAGAGGUUAACAGAGACACGCAAAGCCCUGGAGAGAAAAGGCAGUUCCUUCUCCCUGAAGACACAGCUGAAAUACUUUGCCACCCCCAAGUGGACACUUGAGUUUUACCAGUGACAUUUACUUUUCUAAGCAGCUUCGUAUUAUCCCAUUUCCCUCCACCAGACAUUAAAGUGUGUUUUCCCACUGGACUUGCCAUGCUGGUGGUGCUACCUGUGAGCUGCCCAGGGACAACCUUGACAGAGACUGAAUGGGAUUUCCUCCCUCACCCUGUGCCUCACUUGUGCAACUCCCUAGCUGAGCUCAGGGGGUUAUGCUCCUUAUCCCAGCUGUGUGCACUGCAAGUGUGUCUUCUUCUCCACUAUCCUAGACACCCAGCCAAAGCAGUGAGGAGACAGUAUAGUUUGACAUACUCACAGAUCCACCAUAUGAUGGAGCCAUUCUUCUGCAAGAUUU
Messenger RNA from Strigops habroptila (Kakapo), 3814 nucleotides. RefSeq names its product neuromedin U receptor 2 (gene NMUR2). NCBI's taxonomy places the organism in Eukaryota, Metazoa, Chordata, Aves, Psittaciformes, Psittacidae. Bases 196 to 1386 code for a protein of 396 amino acids. The transcript has 4 exons. Gene Ontology annotation, cellular component: plasma membrane. The record is from RefSeq and is a predicted model, not a curated record. Gene Ontology annotation, molecular function: neuromedin U receptor activity. Gene Ontology annotation, biological process: G protein-coupled receptor signaling pathway.